Penicillium angulare is the source of this 1080-nucleotide messenger RNA. RefSeq lists its product as uncharacterized. Bases 1 to 1080 code for a protein of 359 amino acids. Lineage: Eukaryota; Fungi; Ascomycota; Eurotiomycetes; Eurotiales; Aspergillaceae. The transcript has a single exon. The record is from RefSeq and is a predicted model, not a curated record.
AUGCAUCUCUCUACACUCUUUUUUGCCUCUACGGCAACCAUUCUACCGGUCCUUGCAGCACCAUCCAAGUCGGCCCGCAGUGUUUCAGCAGACGCUGUUCCUGGUGAAUCAUCUCUGUUUACCACCUACCAGGGUAAACAGACUCCCCUUGCGGCUGAGUGGCUCAAGGUCAUCCCAGCCACUGGCUCAGGCGAGCCUGCAGCCGACGACCUUCUUUUCCAGAACCUGUUGAGCGCUGAGUGGGCUAUUUACUCGUUCUACCAGCUCGCCGUGGAUACCUAUACUUCGGAAGAUUUCACCAAGCUCGGAUACCUCAAUACUACCUACGAGCGUAUCAAGCAGAUCCGCGACAAUGAAGCCGGUCACAUCCGUAUCUUCCAAGAUCAAAUCUCCGAAAACUCCCUGAAGCCUGGCCCUUGCACAUACUCCUACAGUUUCAACAAGACCACUCCUCUCAACUUCCUCGCUCUGCAGGUUUACCUCGAGGCCUCUAGCCAGGCUUUCCUGACUGGUCUUCAGCUUCAGGCUAAGACCAAUGCCUCCAGGGCUGCCCUGAUGGCAAUUGGCCAAACUGAGACUCGUCACAACGUCUGGGGUCUCAUCGAUAACUGGAACACCGAUCCAUUCUCUGGACCUGCUGAUACUACCUACCCAUACGCCAACCAGAUCCUUGAGCUUACCCGGUCUUUCAUCACCUCUUACCCUGCCGAGAACCCCGUUUACCCUAGCCCGCGCCAAGCUCUGCCGCAGAUGGUCAUCUGGGGUAAUGGAACUACUGCUACUCCUGGCUCAGUCAUCCAGCCGUUCUUCUAUCAGCCGGCUAAUCUGCCUACCUUUGAGUCUGGAAAGGAUUACUAUGCCGUCUUUUAUCACGGUGUUCAGUCUAUCAGUGUUCCGUAUGACCAUGUCAAGGGCAAGGUCACUAUUCCUAGUGUUUUCGACCAGGAUGGUGUGAUUAUCAUGAACAUUGCCGAUCAGGAGGGUGCUCCUACCGAGGACAGUGUUAUUGCUGGACCUGUUAUCAUUCUCGAGCAGCCAACUGUGCUGAUCAAGUCUGAGCCUGAUGUUUACACUCCCUAA